CGUCCGCCUACAGAAACCACAAUGGACCACCUAGUCCUCGACCCCGUCAUAGAUCCAGCACUCGCAGACAACUCACCGCAGCAUACAGACGACCACCACCAGCCUCUGCAGAACUCAGCAUCCACCUCACCAGUUGCCCAGCCCUCCCAACGCACAACAAAAACAGGUCGUCCAUCCAAGGCCCGCGGCACUGUUCCCGGAUCCGCUGCCGACUUUAGACGACGGGAAGCGAACCGUCUAGCAGCAGACAGGUCGAGAAGUAGACAGGCUGAAAAGGGUGCGGCGCUUGAGAAUGCUUCGCGUAUAUUGUCAGAGGAGAAUGCGAGACUGAAGGAGCAGAUCGCUGCGUUAGAAGGUGGAAUCGAAGGAAGCGAUUUCCAACAUGGAGUUCAGGAUGCUGAACAUCAGCCUACUCCUGGCCCCUCAAGAACGGAAGAACCACAUGACGAUGAUCAGCAGGUCUCACAAGAAAGUGAUACUCAGGCUCAAGAGCAAGAAGCGCACUCUCACACUAUUCUGGCCGCGCUCACGGACAUUACUGGUGUCGACUUUUCAGAAGGCAACGAAGCAAACUGGAUGCAAGGGAUGGAGACCUUCCUGAAAGAUUCUGAAAGUGGAAGAUUAGGGGAGCUCGCGGCUGUCGCCAUGGGACAUGAUGACCCGCAGUUGCAACAUCAGGAAAAGGCUGACGCGCCCCAUACCUCUCCCUUCAAAAUCGGCAACAUGUCUAUCCCAUUUCCACUUCCGGGGCAGAUGUCGAUUCCUGGAGCCAGUGCAGCCAUUGGCCUCGCUGCAGCUCUCAAUACGGAGAUGGAGAGGAUUAUCAUGGAAGACCUUGCUCUGACCAAAGCGGCCAUCGUCAGAGUCGAGAAUCAGAUAUCCCAUUUGCGAGCCCAUCCCGAUGCCGACAUUGAUGCAGCUAGCAACGACUCGUCCAUUGCGCCUCUUUUGCCCAAGGACAUCUUCUCCGAAGAUUUGGAAGCGUUGCAAGUGGUUCAGACAGAUAUACAAAACUCUAUCUCUUACCUUGAAAAUACGUUGCCUCCCGUCAGGGAUGAAUUUGUGAGGACGCGCGAUGACAAGACAGCGGAGGAAAAGAGGAUCAUAGACCUUGUGAAGGAAGUUAAAGAACUAGAGGUAAGAGAUGAGGAUCAAAAAGAAAAAGUCUUGUCGAACCUGAGAUCUGUUGGCACGUUUGUGGAGAAUUUGCUGACAGAGGAGCAUCCCGAUAAUCAAUACCUGACCGGUGCAUUCUCUUCUCCCGCGCUUGCUCGUCGACGUAGAGGUAGACCGCCAAAGGGCGAAGUCUCUCGUACAUUCUACCAAUCUUACCUCAUUGGACCCCUUUCUCAAGAAGUCGACCCCAAGGGCAAAGGUAAAGCUCCAACAGCCAAGAAUCCUCGUAGAAGCAGAUUGGGAGAAUCACCUCUCACCGGGCACGCUUCUUCCCAUGAACAAGAUGACCAUCAUGUUGCUGAAUCUUCUCAAUCCGCACAAGCACACCUUCCCGACUCUCACGAACCGGGGACCCUACAGGCAGCUCAACAUGACCAAGAUCAUCCCGAUGAGCACGAUACGACCGAAGCUGUUAACCGUGCCGAGGCGUAUAUUCUCUCUCAUCUCAAUGCAUCCAACGCUACGGAUGGCCAAGACGCAGAUCCUCAUCCAGAACGCGAAGAUGCUAUCGGACUCGAAUCUACUUCCUUUGCUGAUUUCUUGCCCGCCCAGGAAGCAUUAGAACGACAGGUCGAGGGACCCGCAAGUCAACAUGGCAAUGCUGAUGCUUUCGGUCAGUCUGCUUCCUCAAACGGCCAAAAUCAGGAGUUAGUCCAUGUUAGUCAGGGUGACCACGAUGUCCCUCUGUCUGUUCUUUCGCGACUCAAGCAGGGUCCUCCUGGGAGUUGCGAUAUCUGCAUGAGAACGGAAACGACUGUGUGGAGGAAAUUAGUGCUGGGAGGUAUCGACCACAAAGUGUGCAACGCCUGUGGCCUGUACCACUCGAAAUUCGGUGUCAUCCGUCCCCCGGAACUCUGGGGAGAUGGUAAGUCCCUGAAAAAGCGUCGUUCCACGAGACCCGCAACGGAUGAAGAGGAUGCAGAUGCACACGCGAAAAAGAAGGUAAAAAAGAGCAUUGGAGAGGGUUCGGAGCAACUUGAGUCGCUUGAUGACGAGCACCAAGAGCUUGGGAAUAUGGUAGAAAACCACUUGUCUGCUCAGCAAAGAGAGGAAGAAGAGGCGGCGACAGUAACGGCAGGUGAAAAUGUAGAAGGGACGAUAGUUGAUAGGAGUGUAAUCCAAGGGGCUGUUCAACCUGGGAUAGGUAUGGAUGAAGCAGAGGGAAAUGUGUUUGAGGUGUGAUGAUUAAGAAGUGACUUUGCGUUGUACUUCUAUGUAGCAGAAAUGUAGACGGUGAAAG
Molecule: messenger RNA, 2416 nt
Organism: Cryptococcus deneoformans JEC21
Lineage: Eukaryota; Fungi; Basidiomycota; Tremellomycetes; Tremellales; Cryptococcaceae
Exons: 3
Coding region: 22-2358 (778 amino acids)
Biological process (GO): regulation of DNA-templated transcription
Molecular function (GO): zinc ion binding; sequence-specific DNA binding; DNA-binding transcription factor activity
Source: RefSeq, a predicted model, not a curated record